Messenger RNA from Protopterus annectens (West African lungfish), 1127 nucleotides. Its product is annotated as aquaporin-9-like. NCBI's taxonomy places the organism in Eukaryota, Metazoa, Chordata, Ceratodontiformes, Protopteridae. The coding region runs from base 139 to 1053 and encodes 304 amino acids. The record is from RefSeq and is a predicted model, not a curated record. The transcript is spliced from 6 exons. Gene Ontology annotation, molecular function: water channel activity; glycerol channel activity; urea transmembrane transporter activity. Gene Ontology annotation, cellular component: plasma membrane; basolateral plasma membrane. Gene Ontology annotation, biological process: glycerol transmembrane transport; water transport.
CUCAGGUGUUUGCCUUAAUGAGAAGUAUCUAGUUCCUUCUCCUUAGCCUAUAUUCAGAUAUCAGAGGCAUAAACCUGGUGCUAAGAAAUUUGUUAUUUGGUGGAAUUGUUAUUUUUUUAAACAAAUAUUUUAAUCACCAUGGGGUUCUUUUGUCUUUUUAUUAAAAUGUUAAAAAAGAAAUUUGCUACUCAAAAACCUUGUCUCCGUUUUGGAUUAGCAGAGUUCUUGGGGACCUAUAUUUUAAUUUUGUUUGGCUGUGGCUCAGUGGCACAAAUGGAGUUGAGUGGUUAUGAGAAGGCACAGUUCCUUAGUGUCAACAUGGCUUGGGGAUUUGCAGUCACUGCAGGAGCAUACGUGGCAGCUGGAGUUUCAGGUGCACACCUAAACCCAGCAGUGUCCUUUGCUAUGUGUCUACUGGGAAGGAUGACAUGGAUGUUGCUGCCAGUGUACUGCGUGUCUCAGUUUGCAGGGGCUUUCUUGGGAGCCGUCACUGUCUUUGGCCUUUACUAUGAUGCUUUGCAUACUUACAGUGAAGGAAAUUGGACUGUUACUGGCCCCAUGUCAACAGCUGGGAUCUUUGCCACAUACCCAUCAGACCACCUUAGUAUUACCAAUGGGUUUGCAGAUCAGGUCAUUGCAACAGCUGCCUUAUUGGCCUGUAUCCUGGCUAUCACUGAUGAACAGAACUGUCCUGCUCCCAAGGGAUUACAGCCAUUUCUGAUUGGUGUGAUUGUACAAUUAGUGGGUAUGUCUAUGGGCUUAAACUGUGGCUAUCCCAUCAACCCUGCUCGAGACCUGGCACCAAGGGCUUUUACAGCAAUCGCUGGUUGGGGCUUUGAGGUUUUUGAAGCUGGGAACCACUGGUGGUGGGUGCCUGUUAUUGGCCCCAUGGUAGGAGCAGUUGUUGGAACUCUGGCCUAUGUGCUGUUCAUUGAAAUUCAUCAUCCUACAGAUACAGAGAUGACUUCUGGUACUGUUACUAGAAGAAACAAACCUUCAGAUUCCAGGAAAACUGAUCCUCCAGAAUAUGAACUUGUGCAGACUGCAGCCUGAACUUUUUUUUUUUUUUUUUUUUGCUAAAUUGUCUGUUUAAUUAUUAAUUAAUAAAGUUUGUGCUUUUCCUUUUC